AUGACAUCAUCGAGUGAUUCUGAAGAUGAGCGGUAAGUGUGACUCUUUUGAAAUUUCCAGAAGUCGUUCCUUACUUCAGACAUCUUCCGUAUGCGUAUCGCUCUCGGAAACGACGCGAUUCUUCAUAUUCUUCGUCGGAAACGCACUCGGAUUCUUCGGAAGAUGAGCGCAAACGUCAGAGGAGAAGACGCGAAGGAAAGGAUAAAAAACUGAAAAAACGGAAGAGGAGAGACAAGCCGAUGUGGAAAGAGGAGGGAGAAAUAUCGGAUGAUCGGUGAGAGAACUAUUUCCGAAACUAACUGAAGGUGAAUUAGCAGAGAGAGCAUUAACAAUUCGGAGUCGUUCAGCGAUCGGAGCAGAAGCAGAAGCCGUGAUCGGAGAAGGAAACGAAGAAGUGAAUGGAGGAGAGGAGAGCGACGGACGGGCAGACGGACGGAGGAGACGGCAGACGCGAUCAGGUGCAAGGAGUGCGGAUGUAGGCAUUAUAGUGUCAAGGCGAGCACUUUUCUGUUCAGAUCGUGUCCAUCUUCGAGAUUUUCAGGCACUUAUUCACCACGAAAUGAGCGAGCACGACUUGAAUGCGCAGUGCCAUCUGUGCUUGCAAAAGUUCGAAACGCGGAAGAAGAUCAGAGAACAUUACGAGCUGGAGCAUACUCAAGAAGUGGUACGGAACAAUCUUCCUCUCCUCCCGCUUCCAUGCUUGUACUUGCAGGUGAAGUGCAUAUUCUGCAAAAGUUCGUUCGAUCAGCCGCUUGAAAUGAACGAGGGACGGUGGGACGACUACUUCUCGCACAUCUACGGAGUCAGUUUCCUUCUCUCGUGUUUCAACAUUAUUAUUGUUUCUAGGAGAUCUUCUACUCCCGUCUGGCUGAAACCGAGCAACAAUGA
Molecule: messenger RNA, 888 nt
Organism: Caenorhabditis sp. 36 PRJEB53466
Lineage: Eukaryota; Metazoa; Nematoda; Chromadorea; Rhabditida; Rhabditidae
Source: the annotation of a GenBank genome assembly